Diprion similis is the source of this 3482-nucleotide messenger RNA. It is a transcript of the gene Sk2, whose product is annotated as sphingosine kinase 1-like. Gene Ontology annotation, cellular component: intracellular membrane-bounded organelle; cytoplasm; membrane. The transcript has 8 exons. Bases 952 to 2895 code for a protein of 647 amino acids. Lineage: Eukaryota; Metazoa; Arthropoda; Insecta; Hymenoptera; Diprionidae. The record is from RefSeq and is a predicted model, not a curated record. Gene Ontology annotation, biological process: sphingosine biosynthetic process.
ACCAACUUCACGAGAUACGAGCGACCCGGCGAUCAGUGUGUACUUGUGUAGUAUCCCGUUAGCAGAGUAGCGAAGUGUUGCUGUCGCAGUGCAGCACGCGAGGCGGGCACCGCGCAAUCGACUGGCUGGUUUCCGAGCGGAGAAAAGGACGUGAAUAGUAAACAAACGAUCGAGAAAAUAAGCAAACGAAUAACAGAAAGCGGUUGUUUGUCGAGUGGACGAUUUUAUUUAAUUAUUUAUUAAGUAAUAUAUACGGCGAUAUUCGCGGCUUCCUCUUUUUCGUCACCGGCUGUAAUUCGAGCUGGGAUUGUUGCGGAAACAACGACGAGAUAUACGGUCGAAGGAAUUCCUGGACACUGGCUGUCGGGGGUUAAAUUAUGACGGAAUUCGUUGUCACUCACCACCUGAGCUACGGAACGCGAUGAUGCGUGGGGUAUUUAACCACUCGCUGCUGCUGCAUCAUAUCGACGCGAAUGUGCGGAUGACGUUCAUACGCACACAAUUGGGGAUUAUAGCGUGAAACAAAGCUUGAGACCUACCGAUUAUUGCCUCAGUAUUAUGUUGCAAAAGGCGGUUUAAUCUUAUCGAGAAUUCUACUCGGCGUGCAAAUGCUAUGCGAAUUUAUUAUCCAUCGCGCCGUUUCUAGCCGUUUAUCUGAUAUAAACACUGGUUCGAUUAUUUUUUUUUUUCGUUUUUCUGCAAUGUGUGUGCGCGUGUUUGUCAGUUUUCGUGUGCAAUAAUGGAGUAAAGUUUCUAUCACACGAGUAACGAUAUCAUUAAUAAUAAAAAUAUAACGUGAUUUCAUUGAAAUGUGACAUAGCAUUGUGGAGGAGGAGGAGUAAAACAAAAGAAAAAAGACAAGAGAACAUCUGCACGAGAACUCGGCCGGUAACCCAAGUUUGAAACGGCGCGACGUUGGCAAUUGUUACUAAUUAAAUAAGAUUAAUUGUGAUGGAAGGGGAUGGCGAGGCGAUCCGGGCAGAUCCGGUGCUCGAGGAAACCUUUUACAUAACUUCUAAGAAAAACACGUUUUACCGAGUCAAGCUCACGGAGAAGGGUCUCAGCCUCCAAAAGGAGAGCAACGGAUCGACUAAGACCGAAACCAUCGCGUUGAGCGAUAUUAUCGGGUGCAGAUGCAUGCGGUCGAAGAAGCGGAACGCCGGAUCUUGUGUCUGUCACCCGGGCGCCUCUCGCACCCAACUGAAGGUCGUUGAAUCGAGCGAAAACUUCCAGCCCUACGACGAGCUCGACAUGUCCGCCUACCUCUACAUCUACUCUUACCCGAUGAAAAAACCCCGCGUCAAGGGUGCCAGAAGGCGCGAAAGAAGCACUCUUACCCUCAGGUUUCGCAGCUUCGACAAGUACGAGGACAAUCUAAGGGAAGCCAGCAGGUGGCGACUCGCCAUCAAGUGCCUCAUCGCCAGGGUACCCGUUCCCAAAUCGCUCCUCAGCCCUACCGACGCUAAUUUGGAACUCCUUCUCAGUGCGUGCCCAGGAGAAGACCGAAAGCUGUUGGUGCUACUGAAUCCGAAAUCGGGACCAGGCAGGGCGAGAGAAACGUUCCAACGGAGAGUUCAUCCGAUUUUGUCGGAGGCCGAGAGAUCGUACGACAUCCAUAUCACGAAGUACCCAAAUUACGCCAGGGACUUUGUCAGGUCGAAGGAUAUCUACCAAUGGAGUGGCUUGCUGAUGGUCGGUGGCGAUGGUAUCAUUUUCGAAGUCGUCAAUGGACUCUUCGAAAGGCCGGACUGGGAGAAAGCCGUGAAGCAGUUACCUCUCGGCAUCAUCCCUUGCGGAUCCGGAAAUGGCCUCGCCAAGUCCAUCGCACAUGCUACACAAGAGCCGUUUGACCUGAAUCCAAUGCUUAUCAGCACUCUAUCAGUCGUUAAGUGUAAAAAAACACCUAUGGACUUGGUGCGAGUGGAGACGAGGAAUCAGAUAAUGUUCUCGUUCCUCUCCGUCGGCUGGGGUUUGAUGUCCGACAUUGACAUCGAGAGCGAAAAACUUCGUGCUAUCGGUGGUCAAAGGUUUACCAUUUGGAGCCUGGCACGAAUAAUCGGGCUCAGAACGUACAAAGGCAAAGUGUCUUAUCUGCCGUACGACAAACCGAUUCUAAAAGAGAACGGCACUACCGGCAACGGAUUCCAGAAGGAUCGGCAACCCGACAUCGGCACGAUUUCUCAUUCAAAAAGCUACGGGGAUCAACUAGACCGGUACUCGACUAUCUGCGAAUCCAGGAGUUACCACGACGCGAUCGACGGUGAUCAGAUGGCCGAUACUCAGGAGAGGAUAAACGGUUUGGACGCCAAUGUCGACGAAGUUAUGACCGAGAGCCUCGCUCUGGAAACUGAAAAUCACAGAAGGAGGCUCGACAGCUUCUACUCGGUUACUUCGAAAAAGUCUACAUACUACAGUACUGGAGGUCUCUCCAGUUAUCAAAGUUUCUCUGAAUCGCAAAGCGCCGAACUAGGUAGGGGUGAAAGUGAGAAUCGAAUUAUGUAUGGCCCAGCAUCCACGUUGCCAGCAUUGACUGCAGCGCUUCCUCCAACGUGGACUCAAGUCGAAGGUGAUUUUAUAAUGGUCCAUGCCUCCUAUCAGACGCAUCUUGGACAGGAUUUCCUCUUUGCGCCUCGUGCUAAAUUGGCUGAUGGUGUAAUUUGGCUGCUUAUUAUUAGAGCGGGUAUCACCAGGGCACAUCUUCUGCAGUUUCUAUUAGGUCUAAGCAACGGUUCCCACCUCAACUGCCCUGGGGUUGAAAUGAUUCCUGUAAAAGCAUUCCGAAUAGAACCAGCCGAAGGUAUGGUCGGCUACUUGACGGUCGAUGGGGAGGCCGUAGAUUAUGGACCGCUUCAAGCCGAAGUAUUUCCAUCCUUAGCGAACGUUAUGAGCACUUGAUUACAAAAAUUCUGUAAUCGAAUUAGCUCAGGUUUUAGACAAAUUUAUCUCGCAAGGGUCAUUGAUUCCUCAAAGCUCAUUACCACUAGUUAUUAUAUUAUCAUUGUUUUGAGUUUUUCAAGGGGCCACAUUUACCACUUGCGCUAUUCUUGUUAUGUCUUGUUUAAAUAUUAGAGGUAAUUAUAUAUGGUACGGGUGAAAGUAUUUUACUCUGCCGAAGCAGUUGCAUUCGCAUAUUGUAAUUGCUGUAAGUAAAUUUUUUUUUAUUAUGAUGUAGAUAACGUUAUUUAAUUAUUUAAUUUCUAUUUUUUUUUCAAAUGAAAUAUAUGGCAAUCACUUUGUCGUUCCUGCACUUCUGAAGCUAUAAUACAUAUUGCGCGGUAUGGUCCGACUUCCAAGAUGCUAAUUAUUAUGUAUAUAUUUAGUGAAUCGCGAAAUUUCAACUAAUGUUUCAGACAAGAAAUAUAUUAUUGAUUCUAGUAUAAUACAAAAUCGCGUCCUCGUGUAUUCGGGAAAAUUUCCAGUAGACCUGAUUAGAUAUUAUGCAUAGAUUAAUACUGUGGUACUUAUUUAAAUGAACUUGGUUU